Messenger RNA from Eimeria maxima, 438 nucleotides. RefSeq lists its product as hypothetical. NCBI's taxonomy places the organism in Eukaryota, Apicomplexa, Conoidasida, Eucoccidiorida, Eimeriidae. The record is from RefSeq and is a predicted model, not a curated record. The coding region runs from base 1 to 438 and encodes 145 amino acids. The transcript has 5 exons.
AUGGCGGGUCCGCGGUACAAACCGUUUCAGUUUAUCUGGAACAGGUUUAGCUAUAAUGCCUUCCAUAUAAGAAGACAGAGAUUAUAUGAUCGUCUUUAUGCUGUUGUUGCUGCAGCAAUGAUUGGCUUUACUGUCUUUCAAGGGGCAAACAUAAUUUAUAUUUGGCAAGACGCUGUACACCACAACUACAGACAUUAUCUGCUCAAGGAGAAGACUCGAAAGGAGUUGGCAGAGAUGAUCCGAGCAGCAAGAGAAGAAGGAAUACUUCCUUCUUCCCCUAGCAGCAGCAGCAGCAGCAACAGCAGCAACAGCAGCAGCAUGGACGUGCUGCAGUGGGGGAAGCUGCCCACAGCAGCAACAACACCAGCAGCAGCUGCUGCUGGUCCGACAGCAGCAGCAGCAGCAGCAGCAGCAACAGCAGGCUGGCGAGAUGUCUAG